UACCUCGUUUGGAGUUAUGUGCAUGCCUUUUACUUGCUAAGUUAGUUCAAAAAGUUAUAGCUGCUUUAAGAAUGGAUAUCAAAGAGGUCACUUUAUUUUCAGACUCUACCAUCGCAUUGGCUUGGAUUAACUCUUCUCCGCACCAAUUAAAAACAUUUGUUGGAAAUCGUGUAUCCAAAAUUCAAACACUUUCAAAUAAUUUUCACUGGAGACAUAUACCAUCUGAGGAGAAUCCUGCUGACUUGAUUUCGCGAGGAAUCGAUCCUUCCGAAUUGGUGUCACUGGACUUGUGGUUCUCUGGACCAUCGAAUUUAGACAUUCAACCAACAGAUCAACAAUCCAUUGAAAUUUUGAACAGUGAACUUUAUGAGCUUGAACUUAAAAAAUCAUCGAAUAUAACUCUUACUUUGUCUUCCAACUCAGACUUUGUUAAUAGUUUUCUCACUUUAAGUAAUAAUUUUGUAAAACUAAUUCGUAUUUUGAGUUACAUUUAUAGGUUCAUUUCUAAUUGUCGGAAACAGGAAAGGAUGUUUGGUCCCAUCACUAGAGAGGAACUUCAGCAUGCAAAGCUUUCUCUAGUAAAGUUAGUACAGGUAAUUGUAUUUAGGAAGGAGAUACAUGCAUUAAAAAAUAAAAAAAGAUUGAAGGACAGCCACGUAAGUAAUUUAAAUCCUUUUCUUGAUUCUAAUGGUUUAGUUAGAGUAGGAGGCAGAAUCAACAAUUCGAAUUUAUCUUAUGAUCAAAAGCACCCAUUGCUAAUUCCAAGAGAUCAUAAAAUAACUACUUUAAUUUUCCAGUAUUUUCAUUUAAAAAAUUUGCAUGUUGGUGCGCAAACUUUGCUUCAUUGUGUUAGACAAGAGUUUUGGCCCCUAAAUGGUAGGAACACUGCUCGAAAAAUCGUUCACGAUUGCAUAACAUGUUUCGAAGCCAAAGCCGAUAGAGGCGCCAACAAGUGCAGAACAGUACAAAAAAUAAUAAUAAUAAUAAACAUUUAUUGCUGUAUUACUUACAAUUUCUCAGAGUCAUAUUUCUUCUGA
Molecule: messenger RNA, 1037 nt
Organism: Parasteatoda tepidariorum (common house spider)
Lineage: Eukaryota; Metazoa; Arthropoda; Arachnida; Araneae; Theridiidae
Biological process (GO): DNA integration
Molecular function (GO): nucleic acid binding
Source: RefSeq, a predicted model, not a curated record